CCGGGGCCUGUAUUCACUAUAACUGGUCACCCACAGUGCACAGAACAUGGAGAUGCAGUUAUUUUAGUAAAUAUAAACUGCUUAAUACCUUCUCAAUGGUGGUUAGAGCAGUCUUGUGACUUCUAUCAGUGUCCAGCAGAACACUGGUUAAAGCUUGUAGGAGGAGUUUUCAUUCUCCCCUGAUUGUCCUAUGAGGCUGCAGGACCCCUGACCACUGUCUCGACAGUGCUGAUUGGCCCCGUGCUGAUCACAUGCACUCGCCCCCCCAAAAAAAAAAAACUCUCGAACAAUGCAGAUCAAGCUGACUAU
Staurois parvus is the source of this 309-nucleotide messenger RNA. The record is from the annotation of a GenBank genome assembly. NCBI's taxonomy places the organism in Eukaryota, Metazoa, Chordata, Amphibia, Anura, Ranidae.